Molecule: messenger RNA, 2330 nt
Organism: Nicotiana tabacum (common tobacco)
Lineage: Eukaryota; Viridiplantae; Streptophyta; Magnoliopsida; Solanales; Solanaceae
Product: putative pentatricopeptide repeat-containing protein At5g47460
Biological process (GO): RNA modification
Molecular function (GO): protein binding; RNA binding
Source: RefSeq, a predicted model, not a curated record
UACAAAGCAAUGCCAAGAUUCAUCAACUAUGAACUAGUCAAGAAAUGCUCUAUCCAACUACUAAGCAAAAGGCAACUAUAUUGUUUCUUCUCCAAGUCCAUUAGCAGCACUAUCAAACCCCAUCUAGAAGAUGACUUUAAUUCAAGAAUCGUUUUUAUUUCCAAUCAGUCACAAACUGGCCUUAGUUCUGAAAUUGCCCUGUUCAAGGACUUUCAAAUGUUGAAUUCUGGUUCCAAGCCUAAUGCUUAUUCUCUGGUUCACUUGACCCGUGCAUGUACCAAUCUGGGUUGGUUUUCACCUGGUGAACAACUUCACUGUUGCAUUCUAAAAUCUGGGUAUGACAUCAAUGUCUUUGUUACUACAGCUUUGGUCAAUUUCUAUGUCAAGUCUCAGCUUUUGAAUAAGGCUCACCAGUUGUUUGAGGAAAUGACUGAACCAAAUGUAGUUUCUUGGAAUACGUUGAUUUUUGGGUAUGUUCGAUCUGGGCAGUUCACUGCUGCUCUGAACUUGUUUAUUCAGCUCGAAAGAUCGGAACUUUGUUCUGAUUCGUACUCUUUUACAGCUGCUUUAUCAGCAUGCGGACCGCUUGGUUUACGACUAGUUGGAAGGUUAUUACAUGCUAAGAUUGUGAAAUUUGGUGUUGAGUGCAGCAUUGUGGUCUGCAAUUCUUUGAUUGACAUGUAUGGAAAAUGUGGCUCUACCGAAGAAUCAACUAAUGUUUUUAAUAGUAUGAUGGAGAAGGACACUAUUUCUUGGAAUUCUGUCAUAGCGGCAAAUACAAGAAACAACAGGCUUGAACAGGCAUUUGAUUUCUUGCAUCAAAUGCCUGAACCUGAUACUGUUUCAUACAAUGAGGUAAUUAGUGGCAUGGCACAGUUUGGUAACAUAGAAGAUGCUGUUGAAAUGUUAUCAAGAAUGCCAACCCCAAAUUCAUCCUCAUGGAAUUCGAUAAUAACAGGAUAUGUCAACCGAGGCAGAGCAAAAGAAGCUCUACAUUUUUUCCAAAACAUGCAUCGCAAUAAUGUUCUUAUGGAUCAAUUCACCUUUUCAAGUAUAUUAAGUGGCAUUGCCAACAUAUCAGCUGUAACAUGGGGAAGGUUGAUCCAUUGUUGCACAAUUAAGUACGGCGUGAAUGAGACUGUUGUUGUUGGAACUGCUCUCAUUGACAUGUAUUCUAAAUGUGGGCUAAUGAAGGAAGCUGAAAUUCUGUUUGAAUCUCUCCCUGUGAAGAAUCUGAUAACGUGGAACACGAUUAUAUCUGGAUAUGCUCAUAAUGGUAAUUCAGAUGAAGUGAUCCGGCUAUUUGAGCAGUUGAAAUUGGUGAAAGAUUUACAACCAGAUGGUAUUACUUUCGUGAAUGUCUUAGCUGCAUGUUGGCAUAAUAAAAUGUCUCUGCAAGCUGCAAAUGAGUAUUUCAAAUUGAUGGUCAAGCAGUAUGAGAUAUGUCCCAUGCCGGAACACUGUUCUUCGAUGAUUAAGCUCAUGGGACAAGAAGGGGAUGUGAGUAAGGCCGAGAAAAUGAUUUAUGAACUGGGAUUUGAAAACUGUGGAUUAGUUUGGAAAGCAUUACUAGGUGCUUCUGUCACUUGUGGGGAUAUAAAAAUAGCAGAAGUUGCAGCUGCGAAGGUGAUAGAAUUGGAAGGUGAUAACGAGUUUGUCUAUGUACUAAUGUCUAAUAUGUAUGCAUUGCAUAGGAAGUGGAUAGAUGUUGGUGGCACGAGGGAGCAGAUGAAGGAGAGAAAAGUGAGAAAAGAAGCUGGUUGGAGUUGGAUCAUGGGACUAUCGCUCGAAAAGUAAGUAAGCUUGUCCUUGUUUGGUCACAAAUUGAAACACUCGAUGACCUAAAUACAAAUGCAAAAAACGAAAAUGACCUACAACCUUGAACUUCUACGGACAAUAGGAUGUAGGUAGAUUAUUUAAACAGUGAAGAUGAAGAUGAAAAUGUUGGACGGCUAAAUUGGGGAUGGCUGUUUGCCAACUUCAUUGUUGCGUUUAUGAAUCAACACUUACAACAGAAGCACUAACCUACUGAGGAGAAAGAGUGAAUACUCGUUCUGUCCAUUAUUACUACUUGGUUGACAAGUGGAAGUGCUACAACUAUACUGGGAAAUGUUAGCUUAUGUUGCCAUGAUUUGGUUUAGAAGAUGAGAUGCCUGAUCUAAUCAUGCUUGAGGACAACGGAAAGUACUUUUUUAUUAUGUUGGGAAGGUAUCUGUAUAAUGCAAAUAGCCUCUUUUUUGAACUAUUAUUGGGGGGAGUAAAGCUACAAACUAAGCUAGCGUUUGGCCAUAAAUUUCCAAAUUUGUUUUGAAAAUUUUGAUUUGGGUAAA